AUGGCUCGUUUGUCUAUUAUUUGUAUUGGAUUGGUUCUAUUAGCAAUUAAUUGUUCAUCGUUAUUAAAUAUCGAAGGAUCAUCAAAACGUGUAUUAGUACUUCUUGAUAAUUUGGCUAUACGAGAAUCACAUUCAUUCUAUUUUCAACACUUAAAAAAUCGUGGAUUUGAGCUAACCUAUCGAUCAUCAGAUGACAGUACUCUUCAAAUAGUGAAAUAUGGUGAAUAUAUAUAUGAUCAUAUUAUUCUCUUUGCUCCUGCUACAAAAGAAUUUGGUGGACGAUUAGAUGCUGAAGUUUUAACAGAAUUCGUUGAUGCUGGUGGUAAUGUACUUAUUGCCGCUAGUAAUGUAAUUGGUGAUGCUAUUCGUGAAUUUGCUGGUGAAUGUGGUAUUGAAUUUGCUGAUGAUAAAAGUGCUGUUAUCGAUCAUCUUAAUUAUGAUAUUAAUGAUAAUGGACAACAUACAUUAAUUACUUCUAGUCCAGAUAAUCUUUUAGCAUCCGAAUUAAUAACUGGACAAUGUAAAAAAGCUGGAUUACCAUUUCUUUUUCGUGGCAUUGGUAUGACAUCUGAUCAAGAUAAUCCAUUAUUAUUCGAUGUUUUAACUGGUUCAUCAAGUUCAUAUACAGCUAAUCCAAAUGAACAAGCAUUAACUGACUAUCCAGCAACUGUUGGUAAACGAACAUUAUUAAUAUCUGCUCUUCAAGCUCGUAAUAAUGCUCGUGUUGGUUUUGUUGGUUCAUUAGAUUUUUUUAGUAAUGAUUUCUUUCAAAAUUCCGUACAAACAAAUAAUGACAAAAAAAGUAUUAAAUCUGGUAAUGAGGAUUUAGCUUUGGCAUUAACAGAUUGGGUAUUUAAACAACGUGGUGUUUUACGUUCAAGAAAUAUUCAUCAUUAUAUGAAAGAAGAUAAAUCAACACCAAGUUUUUAUACAAUUAAAAAUGAUAUUAUAUUCACUGUACAUUUUGAUGAAUUUGUUCAUGGUAAAUGGAUGCCAUUUAAUGGUACUGAUGUUCAAUUGGAAUUUGUUCGUAUUGAUCCAUUUGUUCGAACAACAAUGAAAAAUAAAGGUGGUCAACUUGAAGCAAAUUUUCGUGUUCCUGAUACUUAUGGAAUCUAUAAAUUUGUUAUUGAUUAUAAUCGUGUUGGUUAUACAAAUUUAUUUUCAUCAACACAAGUAUCCGUUCAUCCUUUACGUCAUACGGAAUAUGAACGAUUUAUAACAUCAGCAUAUCCAUAUUAUAUCUCAUCAUUUUCAAUGAUGCUUGGUGCUUUUCUUCUUAGUUUCAUUGUACUUUAUCAUCGUGAUGAUACACCAAAAAACAAAACUGAAUAA
Molecule: messenger RNA, 1335 nt
Organism: Adineta steineri
Lineage: Eukaryota; Metazoa; Rotifera; Eurotatoria; Adinetida; Adinetidae
Source: the annotation of a GenBank genome assembly